AUGACGAAGUCAAUCAACCCGGCCAAAUCUAUCCUUUCGAUCUUGAAAGAACGCGAUAUUCCGGUCAAAGGAAAUGAAGUCACGAAGGCCUUGGAGAACCAGGCAGAUUCCAGCCAUGCAGAAUGGACGAGACUCCUAGGCCAGGAUUCCCUCCUGUCGCAAGAGGAGCUCACCUUGCUCCGUAACCUCGAGAGUUCGGGUGCCCUGCAGGGCAUCCUCAGCGACCCCGACACCAGCAGGACGCGACCGCUCCUAGAUGAAGACUUUCGGGAAGCGAUUGAGUCGCUUAACACGUCGACCGCUGCGAUCCAGAAACAGACUGAAAUACUAAAAGCUCAAUGCGAAAAUUUGAACAAGCACCUUGGUCUGGAAGGAGAGCGGGCACUCGUGCAAAAGAGGGAAUCGGAACGGCUACGCCAAGAACACGAAUGGGCGAGGCAGGGUAUAAAGAAUGCGUCGGGUGAAUUGGUCGAAGAAGUGAACGUGGACCUGAAAAAUGAGUCAGAGAAAGUGAUGAUAGAUGGGAAAAGGAUACUUUCCUCACUGUCAUCGCGAUUGAAGGAGGAUGACAGGAUAUUCGUCCACCUGGAGAGACUGGCAUCUGAAGUAAAGUCUACUGAUGAAGAUGCCUUGUUAUCGAAGCAAGCCUCGGGAUUGUCUACAAUGUUGGCCGAGUAUACCACCAAGGAAAUACAACACCGACUUGACAGAUUGUACCUGGAGGGCAUCCAGGACUGCCACGGAAACGUUGACGGCUCGGCGGAAGUCUAUACUGGGCUCAUAUCUGCAUUGGAGGAGGAAUUGGAGUCUCUCUACCCGGAGAUUGACGUACUCGCUGAAGUUUCUACGAAACAGCAAUACAGCGAGCCUAUAUUACGAGAGGUCCACAAUCAGCACGAACAACUGCGCGUCGUCGCACACAAGAAGCUUGACUGUAUCAUGGAAGUUAUUGCGGACUUGGUAGCGUCUGCUGAGGGUUCGACCAAACGUCUGCAAGAUCGCGAGUCCGUCUGCGGCGCUCUCGAGACUCUCAGCGCUGCCUACCAAACCGAAGUGAGAGAUCAAAUCCCACAUCAUCCGGUUUCAAGGAGAGAUACCAUGAAAAGGCGCUCUGUCCAAUUCAAACCGAUGCUGGUGCCUUCUGAAGAAAGCACGAGCUCUUCUCCCGAGCACCAGGCUCUUGCAGGCCUCUUGCGCCGCACCGGUCUAUCCCUGGAGUCGGUCUUUCAGUCCGAAGAAGGCCAGGGUGGGGCCUCUCUCGAUGAAAGAAGACUGGUCAUGCUUGAGUGCCAAAGCGGCUAUGGGGUCGCAGCCGAUGCGCCCUUGAUGGCUGAAAUGGCCCCCACCGACCGAGCUACCCGACUUUUAUCAUACUAUCUUAACACGAGUGGUCAGCUUGAGGCUUCGCUAUGCGACGCGGGCAACGAAGACAGGCUUUCCCAGCUUGAUCAACAACUGCGGCACAUCCAACAGGGAAUCGAGCGACUCGACCUGGAAGGGCUCCAUCGACGAAACAACGACCACGAAGGUUUUAUGACAAGGUGGGCAUAA
Molecule: messenger RNA, 1551 nt
Organism: Aspergillus steynii IBT 23096
Lineage: Eukaryota; Fungi; Ascomycota; Eurotiomycetes; Eurotiales; Aspergillaceae
Exons: 4
Coding region: 1-1551 (516 amino acids)
Source: RefSeq, a predicted model, not a curated record